ACUUUUCUUACAGCGUGCCAGAUUGACUUCCGAACCACGAUUCUGCUGCCCUGCGUUUCAUAAAGCUUCCUCCAGUCCCGCCAGCCCGAGACGGAGAGAAGAGCGAGGAGAGAUAUGACGACGAUUCGCAGAUUUUGCUGCAAUGAUCUUCUUCGUUUCGCUUCCGUCAACCUCGACCACUUAACCGAAACAUUUAACAUGUCAUUCUACAUGACCUAUUUAGCUCGAUGGCCCGAUUAUUUUCAUGUAGCUGAAGGCCCCGGCAAACGUAUCAUGGGUUACAUUAUGGGAAAAGUUGAGGGGCAAGGUGAGUCUUGGCAUGGCCAUGUAACAGCAGUCACCGUAGCACCAGAAUAUCGCAGGCAGCAGCUUGCUAAGAAACUGAUGAACCUUUUGGAAGACAUCAGCGAUAAGAUUGAUAAGGCAUACUUUGUGGAUCUUUUUGUGAGGGCUUCUAAUACUCCAGCCAUAAAGAUGUAUGAAAAGCUUGGGUAUGUAAUAUACCGAAGGGUGUUGCGCUAUUACUCAGGAGAGGAAGAUGGGUUAGAUAUGAGGAAAGCAUUAUCUAGAGAUAUUGAAAAGAAAUCAAUCAUCCCCCUCAAACGGCCAGUUACACCAGAUGAGUUGGAGUAUGAUUAGAUACUGUUUCUAUGGAAUUUUGGAAUUCCUGUCACCCAUUUUUCUUGAAAUGCAGAGAUUGGACAUUAGAGAGCUUUAGGUAUAUCAAAGAUGAGAUCCAAGAACAGAUUAUUCGUAACAAAUGGUUUGGUGUCCUGUAUGUGGUUGUGAGCGUUAUCUUUCGUUUUACCUUGUAUUUUUGUAACGCUUCAAUUAUGCUGUUAUAUAGUCCUAUCCUUGUUUGCAAUACUCUUGAAUUUUCCAUUUCAAAAUGACUCUAGCUUUGCAAUUUUAAUGAUUAGACGUGCGUGUUGAUCUGUUA
Messenger RNA from Theobroma cacao (cacao), 940 nucleotides. RefSeq names its product Acyl-CoA N-acyltransferases (NAT) superfamily protein. The record is from RefSeq and is a predicted model, not a curated record. Gene Ontology annotation, cellular component: NatB complex. Gene Ontology annotation, molecular function: protein-N-terminal amino-acid acetyltransferase activity. Gene Ontology annotation, biological process: N-terminal peptidyl-methionine acetylation. Lineage: Eukaryota; Viridiplantae; Streptophyta; Magnoliopsida; Malvales; Malvaceae.